Messenger RNA from Cyphellophora attinorum, 315 nucleotides. RefSeq lists its product as uncharacterized. Bases 1 to 315 code for a protein of 104 amino acids. Gene Ontology annotation, biological process: mitochondrial respiratory chain complex I assembly. The record is from RefSeq and is a predicted model, not a curated record. The transcript has 3 exons. Lineage: Eukaryota; Fungi; Ascomycota; Eurotiomycetes; Chaetothyriales; Cyphellophoraceae.
AUGGCGUCCGGCUACGGCGCAUAUGGCGGUGUGAGCCGGUGCUUUCCCUUCUGGCAGGAAUACAUGGCUUGCUACGUUAUCAACCAGAACGAUCCCGAAGCGCGCAAGCAAGGCGUCUGUGUGCCCCGCCUUGAGGACUACUACGAAUGCCUACACCACAAGAAAGAGCACGCUCGUGCACUAGCGAUCCAGAACGCGAUGCGAAAAGCCCAAGCUGCACACCCUCGAGAAAAUGCGCCGAAAGCUGGUCAGAUACGAAGUUUGGGCUUGAUUGGGAAGGAUGAGGACACAAAACAGACGUUGGGCCAGUCAUAG